This is a messenger RNA of Melanaphis sacchari, 1548 nucleotides long. Its product is annotated as dynein regulatory complex subunit 3-like. Gene Ontology annotation, molecular function: protein binding; cytoskeletal motor activity. Gene Ontology annotation, cellular component: cytoplasm. Lineage: Eukaryota; Metazoa; Arthropoda; Insecta; Hemiptera; Aphididae. The coding region runs from base 1 to 1548 and encodes 515 amino acids. The transcript is spliced from 3 exons. The record is from RefSeq and is a predicted model, not a curated record.
AUGAUUCGAUCACGAAUUAUUACACCUGAGAUUAUUAAAAAAUCAUAUUUGAAAUAUGAAUGUUCGAAAGACGUCGCUCUUAUACUAUCGUUGGAACAAAACUUUAACUGGGGAAUCAUAACAGAAUUAAAUUUGAGUCUUUUAAGUAUAGUACACAUUGUUGGAUUAAGAUUAGUUACAAAUCUAAAAUGCUUGACACUAUCACACAACAAAAUCAAAAAAAUCGAAAACCUGGAUUGCCUUACAAAGCUAGAAGAACUAAACCUUUCUUAUAAUAGAAUUACAUCAAUUGAAAAUCUUGAUAAUUUAAUAAAGUUAAAUGUUUUAAGUUUAAGUGGAAACAACAUUAGUGAAUUGAACAAUUUGGAUAAUAAUUUACAAUUACAGGCAUUUUAUAUAAACAAUAAUGAGAUAACUGACAUUAAUCAAAUUUUCUAUUUGAAACGUUUCAAAUAUUUACAAUGCAUGGAUUUAUCAAACAAUCCAGCUACCAAUGGUAAUAGAAAACUAAUUGUUGAUCAAUUUCCAAAUUUGAUAUAUCUUGAUAAUAUACAUAUAACGGCCGAGGAACGUUCAUUAGUUGUUGAAAUUAACGAUGAAUAUAGUUUAGCAGGUUCAGAAAUUUUGGGAGACUCAAACAUUAUUCACAAAGCUUUUUUAAACGAAACAGAUGGUAUACAGUUUUUCAAUUAUUUAUACAAUGAAGAUCUUGAUGCUGAAUUGUUGAGUAAAUGGAACUCAACUGUUCGGAGGGCUUUCGCAACAUUACAGAAACAAAUAACCGAUAGUGCAAUGCAAUUAUAUAAUACAAGUUUACAAAAACUGACGGUGAGAGAUGAGAUGUUUUCCACGUUCAAAAUGAGUCAUAACAAAUUUGAAAGAAAAUUAACUUACGAGAGCCGUGAUAUUAUAGAUGAAUUUGAAGAAAUAAGAAGAAUAAGGAUAGAACCUAUUGAAGGGCAACUAAUUGACAUUGAAACAAAUGAAAUAACCAAUAACCAGAAUUCAAUUCGAAUUGAAAAAAUAUGUGAACAUUUUUCAAUUGAAUCCUUUGUUUCUGUAACAGAAGAUGAAAUAAUUGUAUUGAAAAGGAAAUUGCACGAAAAAAACAUUUAUAUGAAUAAAACCAUAAUGGAUAUGAUAAGUAAAUACACUAAGUUUGUAGAAGAAGAACUAAAAUUAUUUUUGGAACUGUUAGUCCCAAUAUUUUUCAAUAUGCGUGCAAUUAUAAGUACCUAUACUGAGAUACUGAGUGAAAAUGUUAGGUUGGCCGUGAAUAAUCCAAUAAAAAUAAUACCAAAAGAGUUCAUUAAUCACUUUGAAAAUAGAUUUGUAAUAAAUGAUGCUGUAGUUAAGAUGUCUGAUAGACAUAUGGAAAUGAUAUACAAGCGCGAAGAACUUCUUAAUACUAAUGCCAAAAAAUGGGCUGAAAAAUCAAUUGAAGAUUUAAAAAACUCUGAGAAGCAAAGAUUUUGGAUGGUAUUUGAAGAAAUAACUAGAUAUAGUGAUAAAGUAUCAAUUUGGCUUAAAUCAUUAAAAAAUAAUUAA